Molecule: messenger RNA, 902 nt
Organism: Ricinus communis (castor bean)
Lineage: Eukaryota; Viridiplantae; Streptophyta; Magnoliopsida; Malpighiales; Euphorbiaceae
Product: VQ motif-containing protein 10
Exons: 1
Coding region: 208-564 (118 amino acids)
Source: RefSeq, a predicted model, not a curated record
GAGCCUUGCCUUUCUCCUUUGGGGUCCCAACCAAAAACUUCACCAGUUCAUCUCUCACCUCUCCCCCCCUUAUAAAAACAAGCACAGAUCCACGUACUGAAAACUCGUUCAAGCUAAAACGCCACUGCUUCUACUACUGCUGCUACUACGGAAGAGAAUCCAUUAAAGAAACCUCGCCUCAGCUACUAGAAGAAAAACCAAGAAUUAAUGGCUAGUGCGAAGAGCGAAGAUGUGAAAGUUGUGAUCAUUGAUACUCAAUACAUUUUAACUGAUCCAUUGAGCUUCAAGUCCGUUGUUCAAAGUCUUACUGGUAAAGAUUCUUGUGUUUCUUGGGUUCAAGAAAGUUCCUUUAGCACUGGUGCAAAGAGGAAAAGAGAGCCAGAAGGUAAUAAUGGUGAACUUGAAUAUUAUUCAGGUAAUGGAGGUAAAGGUGAUCUGUUUGGCGGUGGCAGUGAUUGGAUGUUAUCAAAAGGAUUGUCGUUUGAAGAUUUGGAUAGACUGAUUUCUGAGAUGCCUCCAAUGGAGGAGAGAUACCAGUUGUUGGCCCAGAGUAAUUUGGUUUAGUUCUUAUGAUAUAGAUUCUUGGGAGAUUCUUUAUAGGUAUUAUAUUUUGUUUUGUUUUAGAAGAGAUAGCAAUGUAAAAGAAAUUAUUUGUGUAGUUUUAUAAUUUAGGCUAUUUGUUUCUUUAGUUGUAUGAUGAUUCUUUUUUUUCCAAUUAAUUUAGUCUGACGCUCUACAACGAGUGGCUGUAAUUCAAAAAUCUAGACAACUACAUGUCGUAUCGUUUUAAGGAGAGGGAUACAUACCCAUUACCCAUGCAUAUUUGGGCAACUUGGGCUUUAAAUCCAUUCUUAUUUUCAUGUACUAGACCUGCCAUUCAUGUAAAAGUUGCAUUGUGAUGA